This is a messenger RNA of Stylonychia lemnae, 1374 nucleotides long. NCBI's taxonomy places the organism in Eukaryota, Ciliophora, Spirotrichea, Sporadotrichida, Oxytrichidae. The record is from the annotation of a GenBank genome assembly.
AUGCUAAGAGAGGUUUUAAGAGGAAAGAGCAAUCUUUCAGCAAGAGAGAGGUUUUAGUACCCAGAGUUGAAUAGGAAGGAUGCAUUAAGACUCCUAUCAACUAGGAAACAGAGUAGCAUUUUCGAUGAAAAUGAAGUCAUCACUUCAGAAUCACUAAGAGCAGGCAUGGAGAUCUUUUACUCUGUCUAAACUCAAUAAAACUACGAUGAGGUUUGCUCUGAGAUCGAUGACUAUUCACUUUUAUGUCAUUGCAAUAUUGCUCAGAAUCUAGUCAAAUGCGACUAUGAAUGGUUAGGCAUGAAGUACUAACUAUAGAGAGAAAAGUAUCUUUAGAGGGCAAACACUGAAAAUUAACUAAAUUUCAUCAGAAUUGCUGAUAAUGCUAAGAAUCUUAACGCUGUUCUACCAGAUCAUUUUAUGCUUAAUCAAUUGGAGAAAACUGAAUAUAUUAGGAAUUUGUUUGAGCCUACAAUGCAAGAAGAAGAUAUUGAGGAAUCCCUAGCAGGUAUGAUUGUAGGGAGAAUAGCUUAAGACUUUAGCCAACAAGAUAGAUCUGAGUUUACCUUAAUCUAAGAGGAUUUGAUUAAGGCAGAUUUAAAGGCUAAAGUAAAUCAUCCUAAAGUGAUAUAGGAUGAGAUCUUAAGCACAAGAAAAGAACUUUGGAAUCCCUAGAUAUUUAGCAAGAAUCCCAAAAAACUUAUGCAGAGGAUUAUAUAUGAAGAGUUCCUUAACGAUGUCAUCAUUCUAGACAACUUAGGAUUAUAAAAGAAAGUUAAUACUGAAAAUGAUAAAGAAGAAGAAGUCCUUAAAGAAAUUAAGAUAAGCAAAAAUUAGGAUUUACGAUUAGAUAUCAAACAGGAGCAACAACCUAUCAGAAGUUCCAAGAAGUUUGGAUCAGCCUCAGGAAGAUCUGAGUCUAAGAGAGUUAGUCUUAGAGAUUUGAGUGAUAAAAAGAGUCCCAAUGAGAAUGAAAUAUUUCACUUUACUUUCACUUAGAAACAAGAUUACCCAGUUAAAAUCUAGUAGUCUGAAACAUCAAGAUUUACCGAUCAAAUCUAACCAUUCACUGUAAUUACUGACUCUCUUGAAGCUGAUUUGACGCCCAUUACUUCUAAACCGCAUCCAAUGCCAUUAACUGCUAGAGUUGCUCUUAAAGAUAUUUAAAAUGUCAAGCUAUCCCCAUCUCCAAAUAUCUUCAAAGAUUUGACUUAAUAUCCUUUGGUAGAUAAUUCCCUAUAAAUCAAGAGCAAAUUGAAAUUAAAGAAGUCAGUUUCUCCUAGUUAAAAGUAAAAUUAAGAUCAAUUAUAAAGACUCAACAGAGUAAUCAAUUAAACUUUAAGCCUGAGAUAAAUAAGAUAGAGACUAAGAAAUUGA